Messenger RNA from Scylla paramamosain (green mud crab), 7890 nucleotides. RefSeq names its product gastrula zinc finger protein XlCGF7.1-like. NCBI's taxonomy places the organism in Eukaryota, Metazoa, Arthropoda, Malacostraca, Decapoda, Portunidae. Bases 770 to 1732 code for a protein of 320 amino acids. The transcript is spliced from 3 exons. The record is from RefSeq and is a predicted model, not a curated record.
UCCGCCAUAUUAACUACACACUCGUUUCCCGCAUGUACAACCACCUGGGGGCCUCCUGCACACACACUCGCAUGCUGGCCGCGUGGAAAAGGACAUAGAGGCGAGAUACAGGGCUGGAGAGGCUGAAAUAAAGGGCAGGAGACGGCUAAAAGGGGGGUUAAGGCAGCCAUUGGGAACCGAAGCUUCUCUCCGCGGGACCGAAGCAAAGAGUGGCUCACCAAAACAAACAAGCUGUCUUUCUGCCGUUAAUCGCCCUUAUUUCUAACAUUUUCCAGGGUGUUUUGACCCCCUCCCACCCCCCAGCGUGUCCCUCAGGGUUGCUAAGGGUCCCACCCACCCCCAGACAGCCCCAGGGGGAGGCUAAAUAAGGAGAGGAGGGAUAUAUUGCUAAUACAAGACAGCGGCGUUCAAAUUCAGGUCCCCACAGGCCCCCGGCAGCCCCAGCAGCAGCAGCAGCAGCAGCCGCAGCAGCAGCAGCAGCCGCAGCAGCCGCAGCCCCACACGGCCCUGACAUGAGCCUGGGAAGGGGUGUGCCAGAGCCCCGCAGCAGCAGUAGCAGCAGCAGCAGCCGGCAGUGUGAGGCAGCAGCGGCGGCGGUGUAGUAUGCCCCAGGACAGUGGUGUGCUGAGCCGCCCCAGCCCGCGCCGGUCCCAGGCCUGACGCGCCGAUCUAUGCCAGUUGGCCCCACAGCACCUCAUCCCUGAACCACGGGGGGCGCACACCACACCCUAGCCUACCCCCCAGCCACCCGAGCCCCCCCCCCCCAGCCAUGGACCGCUACCCGAGCUGCCAGGAGAAGUACUACGAGUACGAGGAGUGGAACAAAGUGUUCAACCGCGACAAGGACGUCAACUACGUGAAGGAGGAGGAGCCCAACGUGCCGCCGCGGGGCAAGAAGCUGUUCGAGUGCCCCGAGUGCUCCAAGUGGUUCUCCAGCAAGGGCAACCUGCAGCGCCACUGGAUCACGCACACCGGGGAGAAGCGCUUCGAGUGCGAGGAGUGCAGCAAGCCCUUCGCACAGAAGGGCCACCUCAAGGCACACAAGCUGAUGCACACCGGCGAGAAGAACUUUGAGUGCGACGUGUGCGGCAACCGCUUCAUCAGCAAGGGCAACAUGCAGCGGCACAAGCUGACGCACACCGGGGAGAAGCGGUUCGCCUGCGAGGAGUGCGGCAAGCUGUUCCUGCAGAAGGGCCACCUCAAGACGCACAAGCUGAUGCACUCCGGCGAGAAGCGCUUCGAGUGCGACGAGUGCCGGAAGCGCUUCUCCAGCAAGGGCAACCUCCAGCGGCACCGCUUCACGCACACCGGGGAGAAGCGCUUCAAGUGUGAGGAGUGCGGCAAGAUGCUCACCCAGAAGAGCCACCUCAAGUCACACAAGCUGAUCCACACCGGGGAGAAGACCAACGAGUGCAACGAGUGUGGCGAGUACUUCAUCAGGAAAUCUGACCUCAAGUCUCACAAAAUAUCCCACACUGGCGCGGCCCACCCCGGAUGGUUCGACAGUCACCGGCUGGCCCCAACCUCCCAGCCCUCCGACUCCACCACCCCCGGAUGGUUUGACUCCUCCCGGCUGGUGCCCCUCCCAGCCGGUGUGGUGCCCGGCUGGCUGGGCUCCUCCCUGGCCCCCCGCUCCCCUCGGGGCAGGAGCGCAGGUUGCAGGCGUAAGGGUAGUGUCUGCGGCAGCGUCCCCCUGGCCAGCCGCGGCCCGCCAUGGCCCGCCGAUGCGUGACGCUGCCGCACACAGUCAGCCUUCUUCCCUCCCGCCCUCCCGCCCAGCCCGGCCCUGUGGCAGGGCCGGGGGCGGCGUCCCCCGGCCCCGCCACGGCUGCGGCGCGCUGGGCCGGCCGGCGCCGCAGCGGGGAGGACAACGGACUAUGACGUAGCUUACUGUUACUUAAAGGUAGUAGUACUAAACCACAAACCACUCACUCUCUCUCUCUCUCUCUCUCUCUUACCCUCUCCUUCCUUCCUUCCUUCCCCCUUUUGCAUCUUUCUAUCUUAGCAGUUAUUAUGAUAUUUUUUUUGUGGCUUGAGCUCUGGUGUGCCCGUGUGGCCCUGCGUGGCCCUGCGUGGCCCGGCGUGGCCCUGGGUGGGUCAGGGUGCCGCAGCAAUGCACAGGCCACAGCACACAGAAUAGGACAAAUAUGUAUAAAAGGAUUGUGUGUAAAUCUUUAAAGUGCUUGUAUACAUCCCAAUAUGUGCUCUCUCUCUCUCUCUCUCUCUCUCUCUCUCUCUCUCUCUCUCUCUCUCUCUCUCUCUCUCUCUCUCUCUCUCUCUCAGUUGUAGGUCUAGAUAAUGUUCGUAGGUGGGGACAGAUUAUUGUAUGAAGUGUGUGUCUCAGAUUUUAGCUUUUAAUAGUACCCUCUCUCUCUCUCUCUCUCUCUCUCUCUCUCUCUCUCUCUCUCUCUCUCUCUCUCUCUCUCUCUCUCUCUCUCUCUCUCUCUCUCUCAGUCACUAGCACCACUCAUCCUAAAUUUCUAAGCUAGUUCACUCUUCUCACCCUGGAAGAAAAUAGAGAGAGGGAGAGAGAGAGGGAGAAAAAGAGAGAGAGAAAGAAAGAGAAACUUCAACAAAGAUGUAAAGAAAUUUCUGCCAUAGGAUGUUUCAAAUCUCUCUCUCUCUCUCUCUCUCUCUCUCUCUCUCUCUCUCUCUCUCUCUCUCUCUCUCUCUCUCUCUCUCUCUCUCUCUCUCUCUCUCUCUCUCUCGAUCAUUCAUCUUAUCCUGUGCGCUUGCUGAGGAAAGGACGACGAUGCGCACACACACACACACACACACACACACACACACACACACACACACACACACACACACACACACACACACACACACACAGGCUGCCAUCAUCACUAUCCCUCCAACUGCCUCCAGCUCAUCGCCGUCCUCUCCUCCCCCUCCCUCCCCUCUGUCCUUGCAUUCCCUGAUCCCCUGACCCCAUGAAGGCAUCUUGGCCACGUCCCUGCGUCCCUGAAUGGUAAACAAGCCAGGUCUCUCUGAAAGUAAAGGUUGCGCUUGUAGUCACAGCACUCCUUGACAUCUCCACUACAUUCCGAGGGCUGUGGUUGAAGUCAUGCGGGUUUUUGAGUGUGUUUUUACAGUCCUGGUGGAAGAUUGAUGACAUUUCUACAUUACGAGCAGGAGGAAUGCUCUCAAGAACCUGGCUAGUCGUCUCUGCGGCCCUAGGAAAUGGUUGUGGUGAGAGGGCAGAGUUUCAGAAGAGAGGCCUGGGUUCUGAGUGAGUCAAGAAAGGGUAAAAUUGAAGGAGAGAUGCAGAAAAAUUUCAUUAUUUACGCAGUUGUAUUAGUGUGGGAGACUGGGCUGGCUGACAGGCUGGUUGUGUUACUACUACUACUACUACUAUUACUACUACUACUAUUACUAUUACUAUUAUUACAGAGCAUAUGUGACUAUUCUCUCUCUCUCUAUCUCUCUCUACUAUUUCUCCUCUUCCUCCUCUGUUUUCUCUCUUCUUCUGCUCUUUCUCCUCUUCCUCACUUCUUUUCAUCAUCUCUGUGUCCUCUUCAUUAACUUCUCUUCCUCCUCUUCCAAACUUCAUUUUCAUAUCCAAUCCCUCCUCCUCCUCCUCCUCCUCCUCCUCCUCCUCCUCCUCCUCCUCCUCCUCCUCCUCCUCCUCCUCCUCCUCCUCCUCCUCCUCCUCCAUCUGCCUUUAGAUAUACAAAGAAGCAUGGCACUGACUAUCUGCCUAUUCAGUGCCCCUUACCUUGCCCCUCUUUAAAUUACAAGCUGUCAGUAGUGAAGGUUGUGCUGGAGGCUGUCUGUUUUUUGGUGUGUGUGUGGGUAGCUGUGAUAAAUCUGGCUUAUAAUUAGUAUACUGUGACGCUAAAUAUUUUGGUGUCCUAGUUUUGUGGAUUUUAGCAGGCUGUAGUGGAAGUUAUUGGGGUUUUCAAGGCUCCAGGGAUAGUUUAACAGGAUGUAGUGGAAGUUAUUGGGGUUUUCAAGGCUCCAGGGAUAGUUUAACAGGAUGUAGUGGAAGUUAUUGGGGUUUUCAAGGCUCCAGGGAUAGUUUAACAGGAUGUAGUGGAAGUUAUUGGGGUUUUCAAGGCUCCAGGAAUAGUUUAACAGGAUGUAAUGGAAGUUACUGGGGUUUUCAAGGUUCCAGAGAUAGUUUAACAGGAUGUAAUGGAAGUUACUGGGGUUUUCAAGGUUCCAGGGAUAAUUUAACAGGCUGUACUGGAAGUUAUUGGGGUUUUCAAGGUUCUAAUAGAUUAACAGGCUGUACUGGAAGUUAUUGGGGUUUUGAAGGUUCCAGGGAUAGUUUAACAGGCUGUAGUAGAAGUGAAAACCCCAAUAACUUCUAAAUUUGUGUGUUAAAUAUAAGAAAAUGAUGAAAUGGCUAGGAAGAGAUGAUGAAAAUAAAGUAAAAAAAAAAUCAGAAAACCACAAAUUUUACAAGUACAAAAAAUAAUGACAUGUUGUGAUUGGAGAGAAAAUUUUUGAAAGGAGAGAAAAUUGAGAGAGAAAAACUGAAUGCAAGUGUGUGUGUGUGUGUGUGUGUGUGUGUGUGUGUGUAAGAGAGAGAGAGAGAGAGAGAGAGAGAGAGAGAACUGACAGCCCCACACAGCCUCCACCCCCUCACAGCCCCUCUCCACAGGACAGCCCACUUGUGACCUGACCUAACCUGACUAUCAGCCCACACUACAGCGCUGACCCAAUCUGACUCCGUUCCACACAGUCCGACAGUCCAGCCCUGACCUAACCUAACUGACAGGCCCAUUCAGUCCAUCAGUCCAGCCCUGACCUAACCCACACCACCACAGCCCCGGACAGCACCCAUGCAAGCCAGCCCCUCUCCUCAGGACACCCCAUCCCUGGCCUAACCUAGCCUGACCUAUCACCUCCUCUUAACCUAACCUAAUCUUACCUAACUGAAUCUUAAUCUGAAUCUAUACUAACUUAAUUAAACCUAAUCUUAUUCUAACUUUGAUCCUAACUUAACUUUACCCUAACCUAACCCAACAGGACAGUCCAUCCCUAGCCUAGCCUAACCUAACCUAACCUAACCUAACCUAACCUAACCUAAUUAAACCUAAUCUUAUUCUAACUUUGAUCCUAACCUAACCUAACCUAAUCUUAUUCUAACUUUAAUCCUAACCUAACCUAACCUAACCUUAUUCUAACUUUAAUCCUAACCUAACCUAACCUAAGUCAGCCAGCCAUCCAGUCAGUCAGCCAGCCAGCCAGCCAGUGCAAGGGUUUACCACAACUAACAGGCACACACACCUCAGGAUAUACUCCACACCCUUAUCUAACCUAACCUGUGUCCCGUAGUCCCCCCCACCCCCAUUAGCCCCUUAGUACAGGUCCCAUUCCCCCUUCCCCCCAGCCCCUCUCAGUCCUUUAAGAGUACUACAAGUUUAGUCAAGCAGUGAGUGAACAAAAUGAAAUAAGAUUUUUUUUUCUUUUUCUUUUUUUUUUUUCUUUUUUCUUGUAUCAUGUCAUCCAUUCUCUCUCUCUCUCUCUCUCUCUCUCUCUCUCUCUCUCUCUCUCUCUCUCUCUCUCUCUCUCUCUCUCUGGCCAAUCCACUCAUAGAUUCCAAAUUUCAAAUCUUUUUUUACAUAUUUACAUUCCCUCUCUCUCUCUCUCUCUCUCUCUCUCUCUCUCUCUCUCUCUCUCUCUCUCUCUCUCUCUCUCUCUCUCUCUCUCUCUCUCUCUCUCUCUCUCAAACCAGCAGGAGCAUAGUUUAAGGCAGAGAACCACAGGAGGGUGUGAUGUGAUGGCUGUAGAACAAGGCAACAGCAGUGACAAUGUAAAACCAAUUUAAUUUUUCCGGCGUCGGCCAAGGUGUGUGUGUGUGUGUGCGUGCAUGUGUCAGUCCACCAGUCCAAAGGUGCCCCGUGCGUGCGUUGAUGGACGUCCAGGUGGUUAGGUGGCUUCAGUUUGGUGGAAGAGGCUUGUAUUGUAUUGUGUGUGUGGAAGGUUGGAAAUGUAUUUGUUGGUUAAAGUUUAUAAUUAUUUGAAACAUUUUUUAUUUUAUUUAAUUUUACUUUAUUUAUUUAUUUAUUGAUUGAUUAAAAGUAUCUGUAUUGUAUUUCUAUUUGUGUGGAAGGUUGAAAAUCUGACUAUUUGAUGGUUACAGUUUAAAUUUCAAGUUCUUUUUUGUAAGGAGGUGCAAAUGUUAUUUAAACUUGACAAAAUUUUCUAUAUUGUACUUGUGAGUGGCAAAGGUUGAAAUUUGAACUUAAUUUGAUGAUUGAACUGUAAAUUUCUCUGACUUCAUUUUUUUGGUCAGACAAUGAAAAGAUUAUUUGUUUAAACUUGACAGACCAUCUAUAUUGUACUUUUAUGUGUGUAAGCUUGAAAUUCAAACAUAAUUUAUUAGUUAAAAGCUUGAAUUUGCCUCAAACAUUUUUUAUUUUAUUUUAUUUUAUUUAUUUAUUUAUUUUGGUCAGGGAAUACAAACAUCUAAACUUGACAAAAAAAUCAUCUGUAUUGUACUGUUGUGUGGAAGGUUUAAAUUUGAACUUAAAGAUUCAAACCACAUUUAAACUAGACAAAAACACCUAUAUAUUGUCCUUUAGUGUGUGUAAGCUUUAAAUUCCUACAAAAGUUCAAAAAGCUUGCAAUUCCCUUGUACUAUAGUCUUGUGUCUAAGUUAAAAUUGACAUUAUUUAACCUAUAUUUCCAACAAACUUUGCACCACUGGCCAGGGAUGAAAGGGUUAAAGGGAACAACCUCAGUGUGUGUGUGUGUGUGUGUGUGUGUGUGUGUGUGUGUGUGUGUGUGUGUGUGUGUGUGUGUGUGUGUGUGUGUGUGUGUGUCCUUAAUGCCACCAGGGACACCAAGCAUUGUUAAGACAGCCAGCUAGUGUGUGUGCUGUCUGUCUGUCUGUCUGUCUGUCUGUCUGUCUGUCUGUCUGUCUGUCUGUCUCUAUAAACACACCAUAUGUACAUCAUCCCUGAGCUAAAUAAGGCCUUUAAAAAACAAAAAUUAGGAAAAAAAAAAGAAUAAUCAAUAAAAAUGUUAAGACAGGUAGUGUGUUGUGCUGUCUGUCUGUCUGUCUGUCUGUCUGUCUGUAAACACCUUAGUGCCAUUUCUGAGGUAAGUGUAUGAUCUUUAAAAACAAGAGUUAGGAUUAAAUAUAUAUUAAAUAAUGAAGGAGUGUUAAUAUAGACAGCUGGUGUGUUGUGCUGUCUGUCUGUCGCUGCCUUGGUAAACACCUCAUCUGCGCCAUCACAUCGGUAAAUAUUAAUGUUGAUGAAAGGAUAAGAGGAAAAAUUGUUGAUUGCUGGCUCUCUCUCUCUCUCUCUCUCUCUCUCUCUCUCUCUCUCUCUCUCUCUCUCUCUCUCUCUCUUUGUAUCUUUGUUUUUAUUUUUUUAUUUUUAUUUUUUCUUCUCCAUUUUAGUCAGAUUACAUAUAUAUAUAUUUUUUACUGUUGUGAAGCUAAGAAGUUGCAGUACUGUGCUUGAGAGAACAUGCUCUCUCUCUCUCUCUCUCUCUCUCUCUCUCUCUCUCUCUCUCUCUCUCUCUCUCUCUCUCUCUCUCUCUCUCUCUCUCUCUCCCCACGGAAGUUAGGUGAAGGUAAUCUGUAAUUUUGUAACUUGUAUUAUUAUUAUUAUUAUUUUUACGUGAGUUUUUUUACACACGAACGAUGUCAUUGUAAAAACGUUAGUCUCUUGUUAUUAUUAUUAUUAUUAUUUUAUUUUUUAUUAUUUUAUUUAUUUAUUAUUUUUUUGGUAGCUGUAGUGCUUGUGUUAUGUGGUCACCUCCUCCUCCUCCUCCUCCUCUUCUCUCUUUUUCUCUUUUAUUUGUUUAUUUUUGUUAGUUCGAAUUGUUAUUAUUAUUGGGAGAUUGCUUGGUGAGCUCUCUCUCUCUCUCUCUCUCUCUCUCUCUCUCUCUCUCUCUCUCUCUCUCUCUCUCUCUCUCUCUCUC